Polistes canadensis is the source of this 3007-nucleotide messenger RNA. Its product is annotated as interferon-inducible double-stranded RNA-dependent protein kinase activator A homolog. The transcript is spliced from 7 exons. The coding region runs from base 250 to 1437 and encodes 395 amino acids. NCBI's taxonomy places the organism in Eukaryota, Metazoa, Arthropoda, Insecta, Hymenoptera, Vespidae. The record is from RefSeq and is a predicted model, not a curated record.
AUGUGCGCGUAGUUAAUGCGUCUAUAAAAAUUGUUCAUAUCGAAUAUUGCCGCAGAGCCACAUAGAAGAGGAAGGAUUCUCCGGUAGUCAGCGAACCAUUUUUCUGUCGUCAAACGGAUCAAGCUUUUUGUGAGAUUUGGAUCGAUCACAAAAAGCGGGAUUCGCUUUUCGCAUAGGAAUUGGCCUGUUGAAGGAGUCUACCCUCCCCCCGAGCUUAGUCGCAUAGAACCUUUAUAAAUUAUUUAUAAAAUGGAAGAAAUACGUCAACAACAUCAUCAACAACCACUACCACUACCACCACCACCACCACCACCACCACCACAACAACAACAACAACAGGUUGGACCUAAUAUGUUGGUCAACGUAGGUAACGUUUCCACCCAUUCAAGUAAUUCCCAUCGCCGCAGCAAAGCACGGUUAACAUUACAAGCUAUGAUGUCUGAAUCAUUAUCACUAUCAGAAGCAGCUCGUUUAGAAAUGGAAGCAUUACCUAAUAAGACACCUGUAUCGGUUCUUCAAGAACUACUUUCUCGCAGGGGUACAAUACCUCAAUAUGAAUUAGUUCAAGUGGAAGGUGUUAUACACGAACCAACAUUUCGUUAUCGAGUUACCGUUGGUGAUAUUAUUGCAAUGGGAACUGGCCGAUCUAAAAAAGAAGCUAAACAUGCUGCAGCUAAGGCUGUUUUAGAUAGUUUAAUUGGAAGUAGUAAUGAGUCGACAGAAGCUGCUAUUAUAAAAAGUUUGACCAAUCAAACUAUGCAAGAUCUCGAAGGAUAUGGGGAAGAAAAAGAUUUAGCCAAUCCAAUUGGAGUUCUGCAAGAGAUGUGCGUGUCUCGGCAUUUCCCACCACCAAAAUAUACGAUGGAAAAUGAAGAGGGAUUGCCGCAUGAAAGAAAAUUUACUAUCGUUUGUACCAUCAUGAAUUUACGCGAAUUUGGUCACGGUAAAAGUAAAAAAAUUGCGAAGAGGCACGCAGCUCAUAAAAUGUGGCGUCUUCUUAACGAAUCGGGCGGUUCAUUUAUUUUGCAAACAGAAGAGAAUGCAAAAAAGUCUGCGAGAUUAAAUGCUUAUUACUCUGACCUGAAAGGUAGCAAUGUUGCGACAUUAUCAUCGGCUCAUAGUCAUAAAGUUUCACAAUUUCACAAGAACCUCAAGUCUUCCAAAGGUGUAAUACUUGAUAAAUUACAGGAUACUUGUUUGAAUGAUGGAGAUGUAAAUUUGGUACAAUUCUUGCAAAAGAUUUCUUCGGAACAACAUUUUGAAGUAACGUAUGUUGAUAUUGAAGAAAGGUCUAUUAAUGGUAAAUGUCAGUGCCUUGUGCAACUGUCCACAUUGCCAGUAGCAGUUUGCUACGGUUGCGGUUUAACCAGUAAAGAUGCUCAAGCCAGUGCUGCUCAAAACGCUCUUGAAUAUCUCAAGAUCAUGACCAAGAAGUGAGCCAGCGCUUUGCUCCUGCCAGCUGUCACUAUAAACUGCAAGUCCCAUAGUAAUAUAUUAUCUAAAAAUCUGAAUAAUCAUACGAAUGGUAAAAUGAUGGCGCAGAACAACAACAGCCAAGUUCCAGAAAAGAGAAAAAAUGUCCCGAAAUUCGAACAUAUGGGUAACAAAGGUAGAACAUCUAAAUCAUCAAUGAAAAUGGUCAAUUCAAUGGUAGGAAACAAGGAUACAAUUUUAAAGAACAUUACUACAACGCAGGAUGUUACUGUCGCAGCUACUAGAAUGAAUUCAUCAAUGAAGAAAAAUAGCAAUAAUACAGAUAAUUUAAAACUAAAUGAUCAAACAUUGAUUAAAGGUUCGUCUAUCUCGGUGACGAAUCAAACAAGUUCAACGUUUGGUAGCGGUCGAGGUGUUAACAGUUGCGUCGGUGGUAAUGUGAGUCACGAAAAUAGUGGAAAGAUAAAGGAUUACUCGGUUAAAAAAUAUUCUAACGAAAUAGAUUCGAAAUUAAAUAAUUAUCAAAUACAGUCGGAUUACGGUAACAAGGAUACGUCGGUAACUAAUCAGGAUUACAAAAGUCGUAAUAGUAACGCAUCUAUGACCAAUUUGUCAACGAGAUUUUCUAAUCAAACGUCCAUCCAAUCUUUCCAUAGAGAAAAUCAUUUGACUUCUAAUAUGCAUUCACGUCCAACAUCGAGAAACGAUAGUACCGCAUUUGCAGUGGCUAGAAAGGCUUUGGAGCAACAAAAUCCAACAGUUGGAAAAAUGGCGCCAAUCAAUUUCCCACCAUUGCGCGCACCACAAAGUAUAGUGAACGUACGACAUCCGUCAGUAACUGAAGCUAGAAUUAAACACAACGAGAUUAGCGGUGGGUCGAGUAUAAAAUCGAAAUUCAACGUGUCAAGUUCGUUGCAAACUGGUGGUGGUAUUAAGGAUUUGGAACACGGCAGACAAACUUUUCAUAAUUAUGGUACCUCGCAAAUAGCCGGCAUUCCAAAUGUACAGAAUUUGAGUAACGUUACGGCUAAUAUCUCGGCAUAUCCGAGACCCGAUUCGUUUCCUCAGCCAACUGUUGCCAAUGUGUUGUUCCCAGACACAACACCCUUUCCACAAUCACCACCAUUCAGUACGACACAAAUUGGUCAGCUAAAUCAAUAUCAGACAUAUGAUCCUAGUAGCUUUGCGACUACACCAGUAAGUGUUAAUCCGGUAAUCCCACAGUUCUCAGCAGAAAGUUCAAUGCCGUAUCCGGCGCAAUACGAGAAUCCACCACCUCAAUUCGUGCAACCAAAUCAUUAUCCAGCAACUGACAUGGCCAGCAGUCAAUAUCAAUAUCAGCCAGCGGGAGUUGGCCAAAUACAAGAUUCACCUAUGUUCAUACAAAGCCUACAAAGUCCAAUAACUGUUGCUGAUCAAUAUGCUGCUGCAGCACCGAAUUAUGCCAGAGCUGUCAGGACUGAGCUGAUGCCUCGUUUGAGAAGACCACCGAGAUUUAAUAAGUAAAAAAGUAUCUUUAAUCAUUAACUCCAACAAUUAUUCUUUCUACCACAUUUUACUAAUCAAAAAAAAA